Scomber scombrus (Atlantic mackerel) is the source of this 1698-nucleotide messenger RNA. RefSeq names its product olfactory receptor 52E4-like. Gene Ontology annotation, cellular component: membrane. The record is from RefSeq and is a predicted model, not a curated record. Bases 125 to 1045 code for a protein of 306 amino acids. Gene Ontology annotation, biological process: G protein-coupled receptor signaling pathway. Lineage: Eukaryota; Metazoa; Chordata; Actinopteri; Scombriformes; Scombridae. The transcript has a single exon. Gene Ontology annotation, molecular function: G protein-coupled receptor activity; olfactory receptor activity.
GCUCGUAUCAAGGUAUCAACUCUUUAUACAACGCUGUGAUUACUCUGCAUGAAUCUGUUUAUAUAUGUGAUUAUUUAACAUGUCAGAUAAUAAGAAGCUUCACCUCAUUAUGACUUAAAGCAUCAUGAACUCUACUCAGGUUUCAUAUUUCACUCUCUCUGCUUACUUUGACACUGGAGCGUUGAGAUAUUUAUACUUUGUGAUUAUUAUGGUUUUAUACAUGUUGAUAGUUGGUUCCAAUGUGUUUCUCAUUGUGGUUAUCUGCAUGAACAGAAGCUUACAUGAACCUAUGUACCUUUUCCUGUGCAGCCUGUUUGUAAAUGAACUGUAUGGUAGUACAGGGUUGUUUCCAUUCCUUCUGCUUCAGAUCCUCUCUGACAUUCACACUGUUUCUAAACCUCUGUGCUUCCUGCAGAUCUUCUGUGUGCAUUUCUACGGCAGCGUAGAGUUGUUCACGUUAGGCGUCAUGUCUUAUGAUCGGUAUCUAGCUAUCUGUUGUCCUCUGCAGUAUCACACCCGUAUGACUCACAGCAGGGUUCUGGUUCUGACCGGGUUGGUGUGGUUCUACAGCGUGGUGGCGACAGUGGCCAUGAUGUCUCUGAGUGCUCCUCUGCAGCUGUGUGGAAACAUCAUCCACAAAGUUUACUGUGAUAACUUCUCUGUGGUUAAACUGGCCUGUUCGGACACGUCCAUCAAUAACGUCUACGGGCUGCUUUACAUGUUCACCGUCAUCGUGUCUCUGGUGGUUCUGAUCCUUUUCUCCUACGUGAGGAUCCUCAGAGUUUGUUUCUCAGGUUGUAAACAGAGCCGACAGAAAGCCGUCAGCACCUGCACGCCUCACCUCGCCUCGCUGCUCAACUUCACCUUCGGAGCGUUCUUUGAGAUCGUUCAGAGCAGGUUCGAUAUGAGCCGAGUUCCCAACAUGCUGCGUGUGGUUCUGUCUCUGUACUGGCUCACAUGUCAGCCGCUGCUCAACCCGGUGCUGUACGGACUGAACAUCACGAAGAUACGCAUCAUAUGCAGCAACCUGGGUAAGAGGAUGUAGAACAUGUUGAGGUUUUAAUAUUUAACCCUUUAAAGUCUGAACCAUCAAAUAAUUGCCAGAAAAUGAAAAUUCUUUGAAACUAGAGUUUAUUGGACCUUCUGACAAGUAAUUAAACAAGAUGAAUUAAAUCACACUUUGCAUCUAUGAGUUUAGUUUUGUAUUGUAUUUAUUUUUCAUAGCAUGAUGAAAACAUGUUGAAUAGAACUUGUUUAAGGUCCUGCAUGAAGCUCAUAAACCUUUUAAACCUUGUUAUGCAUGAUAAUAAUAUAUAAUGCAUGACAUGAAAUAGUCUGAAGACAGAUAAAUGAUUCUAUACCUGCUGAGUCUAAUGUACCAUAAAAUAAGCUGCUAAAUAUUCAGUAAUUCAACAUUGCAUUGGUUCAUGUUUGUACUUCAUGUAUCUGAGGAAUGAAAUAUGAUCACAUGAUGAUUUAAAGGUCUAAACCUCAUGAAUCCAUCAUGAUGCACUGGGCCAUGCAGGGUUAAAGAUGUUUUAUGUGUUAAACUCUGAACUGUGAUUCAUUAGCUGAAUCACUUCCUGUUAACUAUAGAAACAAUAAAACUGCAUUCAAAUAUGAUUUAUGUAUAUUAUAUAAGGCAUAUAUAUGGUAGAGAAAUAUAGUUUAUUUAUUUUAUUUACUAAUGGGCAGACA